GGGCUGCGAUUUACACUUAGAAGGACACGAUGAUAGGGUGGAAAGCCUUUUUCUGUGUGAUAAGCCUUCAACUUUUUGUCCUCCACUUGCAAGGCUCAUCAGAGUGGGACCAACUACGAGUGACAUUUAUGAAGUUUACUUCCUAUCCACUGACUUCCCAACAGGCAGUGCAGGCUGGCUGGAGGCAAGACGCGAAAUGCUCAGGAAAAGCCAAGUUUUUCUAUGGCAAUCGUUAUUCCCAAAAGGACGAUGAUGCCACGAGGCUCAUCUUUGACUGUGAUGGGAGCUUGGCAGGAAUGCAGGCAACGAUCUAUCAAACGAAUGAAUAUCCGAACUCACAUGACCGGUAUCCGUGGAUUUCACUCGAUGAUGGACGGGUGGCUGUCACUGUUUACUUCCGGGAUCCAGACGAAAUUUGCGUCUGCAAAGGGAAGUGUAACAAGGGUGCAAAUAACAAACCACCAAUAGGAGACCGGGUGUGGAUUCAAAUGGCUGACUUCCGCCUAAAGAAAGACGUCAUGGUUGUGCCUCUUGAUGCAAAUCAGAUUUCAGGGACGCCAUGGGUUGAAGGAACUUGUAUUCCUGGAAUGGGUGUCCACUAUCAUUACAAUAUCUCUGUUGACUUGGAUUGUUAUAAAAGCCUGCCAGUCUUUCUGUUGUUCAGUCAGAAAACGAAAUCUUUGAUUGGUUUUGGCUGGGGCGGGCCAGUUGACGUCACAAGCAACGCAUGGGAGAAGCCAGAUCCGUCUCUUUUUGCGAGAUCGAUGAAGCCAGAGACAACACCUGCUUGCCUGAAAGAUCUCCAAAUGGUGUCCGUUCAACAUGUCUAUUUUGUGGACCCUUUAAAAAUCGCUUGUGUUUAGACAGACAUCUCGAAAACAAUUUCUGCGAUUUCCCUUCAACGUGACAAUGAUGUGACUGAUCUUAAAAAAAAAAGAUUCAAAAUUACAUAA
Messenger RNA from Pocillopora verrucosa, 953 nucleotides. RefSeq lists its product as uncharacterized. Lineage: Eukaryota; Metazoa; Cnidaria; Anthozoa; Scleractinia; Pocilloporidae. The record is from RefSeq and is a predicted model, not a curated record.